CUUUGGCUCAGAGAAUUUCUCCUCCUUUUUUGGCUUCUUUUAUUCCCCCCCCUUUCUCUUUCCCCUCUCUACACCCAGCUCUGUGUGUGUGUGUGUGUGUGUGUUCGAGAGAGAGAGAGAGAGAGAGAGAGAGAGGGGGGGAGGGAGAGAGCUCAAUCUCUCUCUCUAGCACCAGGGGAAAGAUCGGAUCUUGGGAUGUGAACAUUUUGCUUGUGCCUUUCGCGUGUCGUUGCGAAGGUCGUAGCCGAAUCCGCGAUCUCUGGGUUCGUCUCAUUUUCGGUUUCUAGAUGCAUUUGUGACGUUGGUUCUCCCUGGAUCUCUCACCAAGAGCGCCAAAUUUGCGAUUUUUGAUCAACGAGUUUUUGGUUCUUGUUCUCUUCUUAUUUUUUUGGAGAGUGAAAUAUACUUGGGAGGCCUAGAUUUCGGCGAUGGAUAGAUCCGGCGCGAACGCUGUCGGCGCGAUGAGUUCAAUGAGCUCUCAAGGUGUUCCGAUGGAGGGAGUGAAAUUUUCGACGGAGACCGGGGACACGAAUCGAAGGGCGUUGAGGGACAUUAAGAAUCUAAUGGGAGCCCCCAUCUAUCCAUGUGCAGUGAGCAAGAGGGGAUUAUCAGAUAAGGCUACUGUGGAUUGUAAGAACCAAGGUGUAAUCUUAGGACAUCGCCCGAUGACAAGGAAAUAUGCUGCAACCCUUGCAAACAAAGCAAAAAUUUGUCACCAGGAACCCACUGAGAAUAAUGAGAGGCAGAAGAGAUCAGCAACAUCAGCUCAAAUUUCGAACGCUUUUAAUGCUUCGAAUGCCGCAUAUGAUGAAGAUCAUCAAUCAGGAGAUGAGUUUCCGUUGCCAAUGAUGGAAGAAAUGGUGAGCACUGAGCUAAAGGAGAUUGAAAUGGAAGAUCUUGAGGAGGAUACGGCGGUUCCGGACAUCGACAGCUUCGAUUCCAAGAACCCACUUGCAGUGGUUGAUUAUGUGGAGGACAUUUAUAACUUUUACAGAAAAGAUGAGAACUCAGGCUGUGUAAGUCCUAAUUACAUGGCUAACCAGUUCGACAUUAACGAAAAGAUGCGCGCGAUUCUCAUCGACUGGCUCAUAGAGGUGCACUAUAAGUUUGAACUCAUGGAUGAGACACUGUUCCUCACAGUGAACAUCAUAGACCGAUUCUUGGCGCGCCAAAACGUCGUGAGAAAGAAGCUUCAGCUAGUCGGAGUCACCGCCAUGCUUCUCGCAUGCAAGUACGAGGAAGUGACCGUGCCCGUUGUGGAGGAUCUGAUCUUAAUAUCUGACCGCGCAUACACGCGAAAAGAAGUGCUUGAAAUGGAGAGGUUGAUUGUCAACACACUGCAGUUCAAGAUGUCAGUGCCAACACCUUAUGUCUUCAUGAGAAGGUUCCUCAAAGCAGCUCAAUCUGACAAAAAGCUAGAGCUUCUCUCCUACUUCAUCGUCGAGCUCUGCCUCGUCGAAUACGACAUGCUCAAGUUCCGGCCUUCGUUGUUAGCCGCUGCCGCAGUUUACACUGCUCAAUGUGCAAUUAAAGGGUACAAGCACUGGGAUAGAUCUUGUGAGAUGCACACAAGAUACUCAGAAGAUCAGCUUCUAGAAUGCUCCAAAAUCAUGGUGGAAUUUCAUAAAAAAGCAGGACAAGGGAGGCUCACUGGUGUACAUAGAAAAUACAGCACAUUCAAGUUUGGGUAUACUGCAAAAUUAGACCCUGCACUCUUUUUACUGGGGACAAAUAACAUCUAAUGGCUUCUUCUUACUGAGGAAUAGAAUAAUGAUUCAAAGCAAUUAACAUUUAAUCUGGGAGAUGAUUGUGGAAUGCAACAACUGUUGCAGGAUUUGAAGAUGAUUGUGAUGGGUGUGGAUUGCAUUUUAAUUUAGUGUAGAAUGGAGCUAACUAGUUGUUGGUGAUUUUAGGGAAGUUUCUGAUUGGAUUUAGUGUAGUUUUUUCUCUCUUUCUUUUUUUUUUUUUUUAGUGUAUGCAUGGGAGGACUGAUUUGCUAAUUCUGGCUUGAUUCAACAAGGAAUAAAUGAAUCUGAACUCUA
Ananas comosus (pineapple) is the source of this 2042-nucleotide messenger RNA. RefSeq names its product cyclin-B2-2-like. The transcript is spliced from 11 exons. Bases 429 to 1742 code for a protein of 437 amino acids. Gene Ontology annotation, molecular function: cyclin-dependent protein serine/threonine kinase regulator activity. The record is from RefSeq and is a predicted model, not a curated record. Gene Ontology annotation, biological process: mitotic cell cycle phase transition; regulation of cyclin-dependent protein serine/threonine kinase activity. Gene Ontology annotation, cellular component: cyclin-dependent protein kinase holoenzyme complex; centrosome; cytoplasm. NCBI's taxonomy places the organism in Eukaryota, Viridiplantae, Streptophyta, Magnoliopsida, Poales, Bromeliaceae.